Xyrauchen texanus (razorback sucker) is the source of this 1411-nucleotide messenger RNA. RefSeq names its product mediator of RNA polymerase II transcription subunit 30-like. The record is from RefSeq and is a predicted model, not a curated record. The coding region runs from base 108 to 686 and encodes 192 amino acids. The transcript has 5 exons. NCBI's taxonomy places the organism in Eukaryota, Metazoa, Chordata, Actinopteri, Cypriniformes, Catostomidae. Gene Ontology annotation, biological process: positive regulation of DNA-templated transcription. Gene Ontology annotation, molecular function: transcription coregulator activity. Gene Ontology annotation, cellular component: mediator complex.
GUGAUUGAUAAAUGGUCCACUGUUUGAAACUGUAAGCGAGCGAGUGGAGAAAUCCCGUGUUACUUUAGCAGUUUUUGCUGUUAUCUACUUGAAAUAAACUACGCAAGAUGUCUGCUUCAGUCCCUCAGAAGGGAAUGGGUCAGGGUAUGCCUGUCAUGCCCCCUCAACAGCAGCCGCAGGCACACAUGAUCCCUGGCCUAGGCACUGCGCAGCCGGGAAUGCCUCCACAAGGUGCCCUGCGGGAAAUCUCUCCUGUUUACCUGUGCCGCAUCGGUCAGGAGACUGUCCAGGACAUUGUCACACGCACAGUAGAGAUCUUCCAGAUCGCACGAGCCACUCAACUGCCCAACGGUGUGACACAGAGCCAGGCAGCAUAUCAGGACCGCUUUGGGAAACUGCAGGAUCAUCUUCGGCAGCUGACACUGCUUUUCCGUAAGCUGCGUCUACUGUAUGAGCGCUGUGUAGAGAUGACAACUGACCUCCAAGAGUCUCCAGCUGAACUGGUUCCUUACGUGGGAGAUGAGAUUGCACCUGUGAGGGUGGAGCCAUGCAACCCUGCGGUUAUUAAGGAAAGACAGGAAGUUCAUGAGAAAGUGAGGCAGAAAAAUCAAGAGAUGAAGGUGAUAAUGGACCAGAUGAGGAACCUCCUGUGGGACAUCAAUGCCAUGCUCACCAUGCGAAAAUGAUAGCAGGGCACUUCCCAGUAAACAGAUGACCAACUUCUUCAACCGUUCUCACUUUGUCUUCCUAGACAAGUUCUGGUGCUCUCACACUGGCAGCAGAGAAUAGUAGAUUGUCUUCUGUUCACUGCUAAUGUCACAUAAUAAUUCUUCUUGACAAAUGAGAUUCGACUCAGCAACUCUUUGCGGUCUUGCCUCAUUUACAGUGUUAAAUCACAAAACACUGAUUAAUUACUGGCUUAUCAUAGCACUGAAAGAGGAUCAGUUUGAGCAUACUGGCAGCAAUCUGAAUACCAUUCUAAUGGGGCGAGAUAGUUUAGUCAUUUGUUGGCAUGAUAAAUGAGCAGCACAGACCUAGUUAUUGUAAAUACAGUAAUAGUGCUUAUAAUAUGGUCCUUUGUGUUUUGCUCUGCGUGAUAAUACACACUUUUGGUCCUUAACACAAACAUACUCUGGUUGAUGUGUGUUUAAGGGUUAGGGAGUGUUAUUGUAGUUUCUUUGAGUUCUGUAUUACACUUCUGAUUCUUCCUUCUGGGUCAGAGGAUGUAGGAUUGUAGUUUAUUUUAUUUUGUAAACUCAAGUUUAAUGCCUGUGUUUGUAAAAAUGCAAAAAUAAAAAUAACUUUUUUUGGCCACUGUCAAUUUUUAAAGGAAACACAAAAUUGAUUCCAUAUGGGUAGUUAACAUGAAAUGACUCUGUAUAUAUGUAUCAGUAUGAUGCAGUUGCUAGGG